AUGGCUCGACGAAAAGCUCGAGCCGCUCGUCGUGCAGCUGCAGCUUUACACACCAAUUCCGACGGUGCAGCUGAUAUCUCAAUCCCCGAUGCUCCCACAGCGACAACAUCCAACAAAACGGACCUAACAACAUCUCUUCCUCCCACCGCACCUCAACUAAUAGCCUCGGAACCCCCACCACCAGGCGGCCAAGCACAAGCCAAACAAGAAGCACAAGCGCAAGCGACAAUUAAUUCCAAAAAGCGCAAAUCAUCAGAUGCACAAUCUGCCCCUACACUAGAAACCACAAUCAUCAAUGGGAUAACCUACAAAAUUCAACCGGAAGGUCAAGCAAAGAUUUUGUUACCACCUGUCGAAGGAGGGAAUACGACCGAAGUGUUCUAUAAUUACAUUCAAAAGUUUAACCGCGAUUUGACAAUGACGGUUACUCGAGGGUUUGGAGAGAUAGUUGAAUCAGAGAGGAAGACUCCCAGGAGACAACAUAGAGGCGGUGGUAAGCAUAAAAAACGACAGCAGGUUGUUGAUACGAAUCUCGAGGGUGGAGUUGGCGAGCAAGGCAAUGGUGUCGAACAGGAAGAUAUUGAUAUGGCCGAACCCGCACCCCAGGCAGACGAAACUAUCCCCCCACCACAGCCACAACAACCGGACAAUGACAAUAAAGGAAAACCAAGAUUCGCCGUCCUAGAUGCUCUAUCAGCCACCGGUCUCAGAGCACUUCGAUACGCCAAGGAACUACCGUUCGUUACCCAUGUCACAGCGAACGACAUGUCCCCCACAGCCGUCGAAUACAUAUAUCGAAACAUCCAAUUCAACGACCUCACCCACAUCAUCACUCCAAACCACGAUAAUGCAACAGGACAUAUGUACCGUACCGCUUUUCCAAAUUACAUUCCUUCUCCGACACCCGAAAAUCCAUUCAAGAUGAGAUUAGUAGCACCCCAGAAGUACCACGUUAUCGAUCUCGAUCCCUACGGCUCUGCUACUCAAUUCAUAGACUCGGCAGUACAGGCUCUAGAAGAUGGUGGAUUAUUAAGCGUUACUUGCACCGACGCUGCCAUCUUUGCCAGUACCAGUUAUCCCGAGAAGACAUUUGCUACUUAUGGUGGGCUACCCGCUAAAGGAGACUUUAGUCACGAAACAGGGUUGAGGAUGGUAUUGAUGAGCAUUGCUACUACAGCGGCAAAGUACGGGCUGUAUAUCGAACCUUUGCUAAGCUUGAGCAUUGACUAUUAUUGCAGAGUCUUCGUAAGGGUUAGGAAAAGUGCGGAGAAUGUUAAGAAGCUGUCGAGCAAAGGGAUGGUCCUGCUCAAUUGUGGUGCUGGAUGCGGAGCAUGGAAAGCUCAAGAGCUGGGGACGUUAAGGGUUCGACAGCAAGACAAGAGGAAAAACAAGCAGCAUAAUACGAAUGAUAUACCUUCGUAUAAAUAUGGUGUCUCACAAGCAGUGGAGAAUGGGAGGUGUGAUCACUGCGGGUUUAAGAUGCAUCUGGCGGGACCGAUGUGGUCGGAUGAAAUCCACAAUGCCGGGUUUAUCAACCACUUACUGUCGAAUGUAUUGGGACAAGAGACGGUGAAGGAGUAUGAAACCCUCGGGAGGGUUAGUGGGAUGCUCAAACUUGCCCUGGGAGAGUUGAUGCCUCCCUCACCACGGGGAGAUGACGCUCCCACCUCUGAGGUCCAACCAGCGGCGACUGAGCCAACGCCGGCCAAUGGACAGCCUGUUAUGGCGGUAAUUAACCCUGAGGGAGGUGAAAAGCCGAACCACCAGCCCUCGUUAAAGAGGAAGUUAAAGCAGAGGGAGGAAGCGGCGGAAAAAGGAGAAAAGGAUGAAGAUGAAGAUGAGGUCAGCAAGACCUCAGGGUCAACAUCUUAUCCCAAAACCCGGAACCCAACGGCCGAUCCGUUGGCAUUAUUCAUAAUGCCGACACAAUUGGCAAGGGUCCUACAUUGCACGGCCCCAUCGGUGUCCGCCUUCCGGGGGGCACUGUUGGGAUUGGGAUACCAUGUUACAAAAUCCCACUGCCGUGCUGGGAGCUUGAAGACCAAUGCUCCCUGGGACCAGAUUUGGAGGGUUAUGAGGGCCUGGGAGAAGUUGAAUCCCGUGAAGGAGGGGAGCGUCACCCCGGGUAUGGCCGGGUACAAGAUAUUGUACCCAGCCGUAACCGGUGGUGAAGAAGAGGAAAAAGAAGAAGAAGACUUUGGAGAUGUUAGGUUUGAUGAGAUGUUGGGGAAGGAUAGGGAGAAGGGGAAGGGGGAUGUUCUGUACCAGCAGAACCCGGGGGCCUAUUGGGGCCCCAUGGCCAAGGCCUCGAAGAAGGGACUGACGGCCGAGGAGUCGAGUAAGCUGGGAAAUGCGGAGAAGGAUAAGAGGAGGAGGGAGGAGAGGGCAAGGAGGCAGUUGGAGAGAGAGAAGGAGGGAGGUGGGGGGUGGGAGGAGCAGAAGGCGAAGAGGAACAAGAGCGGGUUGGAGGAAGUGGUGGAGGAGGGGGAGAAGAAGGAUGUUGCUCGCCCUCAGAAGGGGGGGUCGAGGGAGUCCGAUGGGGCUCAAUAUGGUUUGGCACCCAUAAGUGCCAGUGAGAUGGAGAGGUUAGAGGCGGAGAUGAAAGCUUAG
Orbilia oligospora ATCC 24927 is the source of this 2610-nucleotide messenger RNA. RefSeq lists its product as uncharacterized. The transcript has a single exon. The record is from RefSeq and is a predicted model, not a curated record. The coding region runs from base 1 to 2610 and encodes 869 amino acids. Gene Ontology annotation, cellular component: nucleus. Gene Ontology annotation, biological process: tRNA N2-guanine methylation. Gene Ontology annotation, molecular function: RNA binding. Lineage: Eukaryota; Fungi; Ascomycota; Orbiliomycetes; Orbiliales; Orbiliaceae.